AUGUCCAUUCCUACUCCGCUCGUCGUUCCCGCUCUUAAGCGGCACACCGCCACCGUUAUUGUUGCCCAUGGCUUGGGCGAUAGCGGUGCCGGCUGGAUGUUCCUCGCUGAGAACUGGCGCCGCCGCAACAAGUUCGACGAGGUUUCCUUCAUCUUCCCGAGCGCCCCCUCGAUCCCCGUCACCAUCAACAUGGGCAUGCGCAUGCCCGGGUGGUACGACAUCCUCUCUCUUUCCGACAUCAACCAGCGCUCCGAGGAUGAGGCCGGCAUCAAGCGCAGCAUGGAAUACUUCCACGGCCUGAUCAAGCAGGAGAUGGAUAAAGGGAUCCCCAGCAACCGUAUCGUUAUCGGCGGUUUCUCCCAGGGCGGGGCCAUGUCGCUUCUAUCUGGGGUCACUUCCCCCAACAAGCUGGGCGGAAUCUUCGGUCUGAGCUGCUAUCUUCUGCUUCAGAACAAGAUUCGUGAAAUGGUCCCCGAGGACAACCCGAACAAGGAUACCCCCAUCUUCAUGGGCCACGGCGAUGCCGACCCUGUCGUGCGGUAUGACUGGGGCCAGAGGACCGCCGGCAAGCUCCAAGAGUGGGGCUGGAAGGUCGAUUUCAAGACAUACCAGGGACUUCCUCACUCGGCUGACCCCGAAGAGAUUGAGGACCUCGAGGCGUACCUGAGAAGCAGGAUCCCCCCUCUUGGCGACAAGGAGGAGACGUCUGGCAGCCUCUGA
Messenger RNA from Diplodia corticola, 720 nucleotides. RefSeq names its product acyl-protein thioesterase 1. Lineage: Eukaryota; Fungi; Ascomycota; Dothideomycetes; Botryosphaeriales; Botryosphaeriaceae. Gene Ontology annotation, molecular function: palmitoyl-(protein) hydrolase activity; carboxylic ester hydrolase activity. Gene Ontology annotation, cellular component: cytoplasm. The record is from RefSeq and is a predicted model, not a curated record. The transcript has 4 exons. Gene Ontology annotation, biological process: protein depalmitoylation. The coding region runs from base 1 to 720 and encodes 239 amino acids.